Molecule: messenger RNA, 603 nt
Organism: Melampsora larici-populina 98AG31
Lineage: Eukaryota; Fungi; Basidiomycota; Pucciniomycetes; Pucciniales; Melampsoraceae
Exons: 4
Coding region: 1-603 (200 amino acids)
Source: RefSeq, a predicted model, not a curated record
AUGCAUUUGGGUUGGGGUUUGUCAGACGGAGAGGGCCUUGAGAGGAUUUGGUCUGCCCUCUCUCCGUUGGUGUCUCCAAAUCGGUACGCCACUAAGCAGCACCAAUUGAUCUCUCUGAAUUUGAAGGCCAUGCAUCGAAAUGAAAUUCUACGAAGAAAUGCAGUGCGAUCCACAGUAUCUAAACUUGCAACCGCUGAAAGAACUUACGAUACUGCCUUCAACACUCUCACACGACUCGAAGCUGAGCGUAGUGUUUACACGAUUGGUUAUUUCUCCGACCAAUGGGCAAGACAGAAACAAUGUCAGCUCGCGGCUAUGGCCGAUGGUGGCGUAAAAAAGUUGGAGGAAGUACUUAGUAACCUGCUUGAUCUUGAAGAUAAGUUGAAACAUGCGCACAACAAGCUUAAGCGAAUCCGAAGAAAACGUCGGCGUCAUCAGACCAAGACAGAACGUGAGGCAAUCUUAAAUUUACCGUCUUCGAUAGUUGCAUUGGAGGUUGCGAUUGAAGAAGUGACAGAGGAGCUAGCAGAUCCUGAAUUACAGAAUCUCAGAAUUGCAACAGGUACAAGUCAUGACACUAUAUGUACACAUGGCAUUUGCUGA